AUGGCGGCGCCCGUGCUCCGCACGGAGGAGCGAGGAGCAGGGCAAGAUGGCGGCGUACGGAGAGGCGGGAUUACGGCAAGAUGGCGGCGGGGCGGGCGGAGGCGGGGCGGGGCGGGCCGCGGUGGUGGUGACGGAGGGGCCGGGAAGCGGCGCGGUGUGAUGGAGGACGGCGAGCGGCUCCUCCCCAAGGGCUUCCCCAAGCUGAAGAAUGACACGUUCCUGCGAGCAGCCCGGGGGGAGGAGACAGAGCACACCCCAGUGUGGUGCAUGCGGCAGGCCGGGCGCUACCUGCCUGAGUUUCGGGAGACCCGGGCGGCGCAGGAUUUCUUUGCCACUUGUCGGAGCCCCAAAUUGUGCUGCGAGCUGACUCUGCAGCCGCUCAGACGAUUCCCCCUGGAUGCUGCCAUCAUCUUCUCUGACAUCUUGGUGGUGCCCCAGGCACUAGGCAUGGAGGUUGUCAUGGUCCCUGGCAAAGGACCCACAUUCACAGAGCCCCUGAAGGAGGUGGAGGAUCUGCUGAAACUACGCCAGAAGGUGGAUGUGACUGCUGAGCUGGGUUACGUCUUCCAGGCCAUCACGCUGACACGACACAGCCUGGAGGGCAGGGUACCCCUCAUUGGCUUCUCUGGGGCACCUUGGACGCUCAUGUCCUACAUGAUUGAAGGUGGUGGCUCCACUACAAUGGCCAAGGCCAAGAGCUGGCUCUACCGUCACCCUGAGGCAAGCCACCGACUGCUGCGCCUGCUGGCCGAUGUCGUCACUGACUACCUGGUGGGACAGGUGGCUGCUGGAGCGCAGGCGCUCCAGCUGUUUGAGUCCCACGCGGGGCACCUGGGCCCGGAGCAGUUCCAGGACUUCGCACUGCCUUACAUCCGAGACAUCGCCCGAGCUGUCAAGAGCAAGCUGAAGGAAGAGGCAUUGCCUCUGGUGCCCAUGAUCAUCUUUGCAAAGGAUGCGCACUAUGCACUGCACGACCUGGCCCAUGCUGGUUACGAGGUGGUUGGUCUGGACUGGACCAUCCAGCCCCAGGAAGCUCGAAGACAGACAGGGAAAGAUGUCACCCUGCAAGGGAACCUGGAUCCCUGCGCUCUCUAUGCACCCAAGGAGAAGAUUGGGGAACUAGUGAAGAAGAUGCUGGAGGGUUUUGGGACCCAACGCUACAUUGCUAACCUGGGCCACGGACUCUACCCUGACAUGAACCCUGAGCAUGUGGGCGCCUUCGUGGAGGCUGUGCACGCACAUUCCCGCCACAUCAACAAGCACAGCUGAGCCUGGGGGCUUGGGGACAGGACUCUGGUUUGGGCACAGUCACCCCAAGUAGCGUGUUGUCACAGGGCUCACUCCAGGCUGGGCAGAUGCAUUAAACCAGCACCUUCUCCGCGGCA
Molecule: messenger RNA, 1385 nt
Organism: Apus apus (common swift)
Lineage: Eukaryota; Metazoa; Chordata; Aves; Apodiformes; Apodidae
Gene: UROD
Product: uroporphyrinogen decarboxylase
Biological process (GO): heme biosynthetic process
Cellular component (GO): cytosol
Molecular function (GO): uroporphyrinogen decarboxylase activity
Source: RefSeq, a predicted model, not a curated record